AUGAAAGGCCUGUCGAGUAGUCGGAGUCACCAUCAUGUGGUCUCCUAUGAACCAUCAUAUGAUCCACUGGGUCAUCAUGUUGACCGCAAGCCAUAUUUAAUCAGUCAGAUGGACAUGCCUGUACCCAUUCCCAUGCCACAUCCAGCUGAGUUGCCCUACUACAAUGCUCAGCGUACCUCGUACCCCUCUGACAGCAACAGUAUCGUCCCAUAUGGAACCUUCCCAAGGAGGUGUCACUCCACCUCUUCAUCUCACCAUCCUGAGGUAAAGGAUGAGUGUAUGGCCAUGGUACCAUAUGUAGGAGAAGGAGGAGGAGGAGGAGGAGGAGGAGGUGGAGGAGGAGGCUAUGGGGGUAAAACGCCCACUCGGGUGCCAGCAAACUUUGCGGACCCAUUUGAGCGUCAGCCAUCAUUUUCCAGAGAUGGCUACCAUACACUGCAGUACAAACGAGGAAUGCUGGCCCACAGUGGGGGGAUGGGGGCCGCCAACAACAACAACAACGACAGCCCAGGGAGAAUUCGCCACUUGGUCCACUCAGUCCAAAAACUUUUUACUAAGUCACAUUCAUUGGAGGGGCCACACCAUACACAGUCAUCUAAGGGGGCCAAUAAUGGGAGUGUUAAUGGUGGUGGUGGUGGCGGAGGAGGUGGUGGUGGUGGUUCAAGGGCCAGCCCAGAAGGUGAAACUCCACCAGUGGGAAUGCGCCAUCGGAAGCGCAGCAAGAGCCGCGAACGCUGUCGAUCAGCAGAGCCCAAGCAUCGAAGCCACCACCACCACCACCACCAGCUCCACGGCUCAGCAUCUGCUCCAGGCUCUGGAUAUUGGAGCUCAGAUGACAACCUGGAACGGGAGCUGUGUCUCUACCACCCCCACCACCACCAACCUCCACCCUCACCCUCCCCCUCCAUUUCCCCCUCACCUAUCGCCAUGACAAUGGGCCGGUACCCCGGCAACAACCCUGACAAGUUCCCCCAGACUCCCCUCCCUAGUCUCUCCUCCUCACAGUCCCAGCAGUACUUUAUGAUGGACCCUUACGGCACACUCAACGAGCACACAUACACCCAUGCACACCAUGGCCACACACACCACCAUUCUGCACUCAAAGCCUCGCGGAGCAACAACGAUGUGAAGUAUGCAGCUGGCCCCUUGCUGCCACUGAGUCUUGUGGACGGGCCCCUUGUGAAGAAAGGGGCAUGGUCAUCAAGCCUAACGGUGAGCAGGGCCCGAGAGGUCUACACCAACAACAGCAGCCACAACCAGCUACGAGCCAGCGCAGGAUCCGGUAACCUAAACCUAGAUAGAGCUCUAGUCAAAUCUAAGGGCAGUCAGCAGCAGGAGCGCUCUUGCCAUUUCUUACAGGUACCUCAGGAUGAGUGGGGCGGCUUCUCUCCUCUGGGGAAAGAGGACGAUAUCCCUUGUCGGAGGAUGAGGAGCGGCAGCUAUGUCAAAGCCAUGGCAGAGGAUGACAGUGGAGACUCUGACGGGAGUCCCAAACCCUCCCCCAAGAUUCAAGCACGCCGGGCUAGCUACCUAAAAGCCACACAACCAUCACUGACUGAGAUGACCACGCUACAGAUUUCGACGGAACACUCCCCUAAACUGCAGAUCAGGAGCCACAGUUAUUUGCGUGCGGUGAGUGAGGUUUCGAUCAAUAGAAGCCUGGAUACCCUGGAUCCCAAAACCCUCCUCGACCCCAAAUCGCUGCUGUCCUCACCCCAAUACCGCUCACGCAAUGAAAGCUACAUGAGGGCCAUGAGCACCAUCAGUCAGCUGAGUGAGGUAGAGGUGAAUGGGCAGAUUGAGCAAGUGUGUGAGCAGGUCUACAGUGAGAUGCAGGCCCAGGCCAUGGAGGCUGCCAUGGAUAGUAUGGACACCAUGGACACCCUGUCCAUGCCUGGAUGCUUCCGGAUGCGAAGCCACAGCUAUGUCAGGGCAAUCGACCAGGGCUGUGCAGGGGAGGAGGAAGGAGAAGGAGGAAGACCGCUGCUCCUACUACCAUCCUCCCCUCCACGCACCUCCGCCACCACUGUCAGGACCAUUCAGAGCAGUACAGUUUCAUCUUGCAUCACCACCUACAAGAAAACCCCUCCACCAGUGCCGCCCCGAACCUCCACCUGUUCCACAGCCUCCAAGCCAUACAUCUCCAUCACAGCCCAGAGCAGCACAGAGUCUGCACAGGAUGCAUACAUGGAAGAGGAAGGACCCAGAGGUGAUAUGACCAUCCAGUCAGGGCUCAGUAACUCAACAGAAAGCAUUGACAGCAUGAAGGCCUUGACAGCUGCCAUAGAAGCUGCGAAUGCACAGAUCCAUGGACCAGCCAGUCAGCAUGUCAGUAACAGCACCAUGACAGUUGGCGUUCCUGUCCCUUCAGUCCUGACCAGGGGAUCAGUGGUAGAAGACCAUCGAGAUGAUUACAGAAAAGAAGUAUUUAGGAAGGGCAAAUGUCUGUCAAUAGGCAUCCAGGUGGAUGGACCGGAGGAGAUUCCUGAUCCAGAAGACGCAUCCAAGUUUACCUCUGUAGGGGUGCAAGUGGAAGAUGACAGAGGGUAUCGCCGGUUUCAGCGCUCCAACAGUGUGACAGCAGCUGUACAGGCAGAUCUAGACAUGCCAGACCUACUAGACACGCCUCUAGACUCCCCGGACACUGACAUGGAAGUCUUGUCAUCUGGUGCCAUCUCUCGACAAUAUUCCCGUGAUGCCGCCACCUCCACUGUCAGUAUCCAGGGCUCAGGGAACCAUUACCACGCCUGUGCCUCUGAUGAUUAUGAGGAUGUGGGCUUUGACCCAUCCAUCCUCCCUCCUCCAGACCCCUGGAUAGACAGUGUAACUGAUGACCCACUUGAUGUGGUGCAGCGAUCAGUGUGUCAGAGAGAUGGGCGCUGGUUCCUGAAGCUUCUGCAAGCUGAGACUGACCGGAUGGAGGGCUGGUGUCAACAAAUGGAGCUCGACCAGCAGGAGAAUGACCUGCCUGAAGAUAUCCUCGGGAAGAUGAGGAGUGCCAUGGGAAGUGCUCAGCUUCUGAUGUCCCAGAAGUUUCAACAGUUCAGGGAGCUGUGUGAGGAGAACCUGAAUCCCAACGCCCACCCUCGUCCAGUGGCCUCAGACCUGGCUGGUUUUUGGGAUAUGCUUCAGCUGUCAAUUGAGAAUAUAAGCCUCAAGUUUGAUGAGCUUCACCAGCUGAGAGCCAACAGCUGGAGACCCUUGGAUCCUCCUGAGAGAAAGGAGAGGCGGCUCCCACCUCCAGUGCCAAAAAAGCCGCCCAAGGGCCCCCACCACCUUCCUCCUCUGGCCAGAGAACGCUCACUGGAGAGCUCAGAGAAACAGCGGCAAGAGGCCAGGAAGCGCCUGAUGGCUGCCAAGAGAGCAGCAUCUGUACGGCAAAACUCAGCUACAGAGAGUGCUGACAGCAUUGAGAUCUACAUCCCAGAGGCUCAGACAAGGCUAUGA
Molecule: messenger RNA, 3447 nt
Organism: Stegastes partitus (bicolor damselfish)
Lineage: Eukaryota; Metazoa; Chordata; Actinopteri; Pomacentridae
Product: disks large-associated protein 1-like
Exons: 15
Coding region: 1-3447 (1148 amino acids)
Biological process (GO): signaling
Cellular component (GO): postsynaptic specialization; glutamatergic synapse
Molecular function (GO): molecular adaptor activity
Source: RefSeq, a predicted model, not a curated record